CAUGUGUAAUGGUAAACCCUCUAAAUUAUUGAGGAAGACAAAAGAAAGAAAUAAAAAAAAGAAAAGAGAAAGAAAAAAAAGAAAGGUAUAGUACCCCUUUUGUUUCGCUACUACUGUCCCAAACAAAAACCCUUCCAUCAGAAAUUGUGGUAUGAGAAUUUGCAAUAACAAAGACAAGUGAGGCAAAGUUUAAUCGACCCUUCUAAUUAACAAAACAAAGUUACAAAAUCCCAUUUAUAUUGUAGAGUGCUAUGUGCCACCACCACACUGUGUGUGUUUGUUUCUGAAUUAUUAAAAUUAAAAAAAAUAAUAUUAUAGUUUAUAUGUAAGUAAUUAAAUUGUAAAAUUGUAAACACUUCCCCCAACACAAACACAGAACACAGAACACUAGUACUCAAUUAUUUCUGUCCAUUCCUUCUUCACAUAUUGUUCUGUUCUGUCUCAGUGUUUGUGUUUUGAAAUUGUUGAAGAUGCCGCGGCCAGGGCCAAGGCCAUACGAGUGUGUGAGAAGAGCUUGGCACAGUGAGCGUCACCAACCUUUAAGAGGUUCCAUCAUUCAACAUAUUUUCAGGGUCGUCACUGACGCUCACACUCCUGCAACUAAGAAAAACAAGGAAUGGCAAGAGAAACUUCCUGUUGUUGUUCUCAAAGCCGAAGAAAUCAUGUAUUCCAAAGCUAAUUCAGAGGCUGAGUAUUCGAACCCUGAUACACUAUGGGACCGUCUUAAUGAUGCUGUUAACACAAUUAUACGGAGAGAUGAGACAACUGAAACUGGUGACCUUUUGCCCCCAUGUGUUGAAGCUGCACUUAAUCUGGGUUGCAAACCUGUGAAGACUUCCAGAAGUGAUCGGCAUAAUAACCCUAGGACAUACCUUGGUCCAAAACCUCAACAACCUCCUUCAGUGUCUCCUAAACCUGUUGUUGGGAAUUCCUUAAACUAUGCAAAAGGGACAAUUGCUUCUCUUCCGUCGAUUCCUGUAUCGGAUACUAACCAGCAUGGUCAGCAAAAUAGUAAUUAUCCUUAUGGUUUCACAUCUGGUCAUCACCAGUCAUUGACAAUGGAAGCUAAACCGUCAUUGAACAUGGGUUCUGUUUACCCUUUGUACUACGGUAGUGAACCCAGAGAGCCUCAACUAAGGACGAGCGUGAUACACAAUACCUCUUUGGAUACAAUCUUUGUUGGCAGACCGGUUAUUACUCCAGUCCCUGAGUCUUCUGGAAUUGGUCUAUUGGAAAACUCCUCCUAUGGUAGGUUCCAUCAUGUUGGUAGUAGAAUUGUACAAGAAACUGGGUUAGGCACUAAGGAGCCACCGGAUGGGCAAUGUGAUUUAUCUUUGAGGUUGGGUCAAUGUCUGCGUCCUUGUUCGAGCGGCAAAAGUAGUUCAGCAUUUGAAAUAGAUGGUGUUGGUUUAAGUCUUUCUCAUGAGGGCAAUAAGUAUAGUCAUAUGUCUUUGCAGAGAAAUAGGGAAUUAUUUCUUUACCCUAGAGGAGGAGCCGGUUAUGGUACCAUUGACUCCAAUUCUAGAGGCAAUGUACAGGGUGAAGAUCAGAACUUAGAGGCGAUGUUUCGGAAGCGCAAAGCACCUUUAGCUAACAAUGAGGAGGAUGGGCAAUUUUGCCGGCAUCUAGGGGUCCCAUCCAAUCGUUUUACGGGUAGGCCAGGUUCGUAGAUAGUCUUUCUUGUUGUGUCAUAUAUGCUUUUGCAAUUCUAGAUGAUCCAAAAUGUUGUUGAAUCCUCUUAUGUAGACUCUCUGCAUGUGUAGCUCUGCUUGUGAAAUAGUUUAGAAGCUGAGGUUGAGUUACUAGUUGCAUUGCUGCAAAUGUGAACUGUAUAUACAAAUCUUAGCUUGUUUUCUUUGAUUUCUGCUUUGGCUCUUAAUAGAUUAAAAGAGUAAAGUAUGAAAUUCGAACUUUUGAAAUGGAGUGUCUAUAAGCAAUCUUAUCCCCUUCUGAAGAUUAAAGAAGCA
Cicer arietinum (chickpea) is the source of this 1967-nucleotide messenger RNA. The record is from RefSeq and is a predicted model, not a curated record. Lineage: Eukaryota; Viridiplantae; Streptophyta; Magnoliopsida; Fabales; Fabaceae.